CUCUCUGAAUUGAGUCACUCGUUACGUUUUUAUCGUCACUUCUGAGUUCUGCAGUGCACACAGAGAAUCCCAAAAGAGGGAAAAGAAUAACCAAAAAGAAACAAAAGGCCGGCAGGCCGGCAGCAUCUUUACCUCUCUGGACCACCUUUUUUUUUUUUUUUUGUUUUAAUUUAAAUAUUCAAUUUAACCAUCAUUGCUCCAAGAAGAUCAAGAAACACAGUUGGAUUACAGUGCUGCAAAGUCUUACGUUAGAUUCAUUGAACCUGGACAGGUUUUGGUUCUUUGUUAGUGGGGCUUGGAGCUUGGUAGCUAGGGUAAGGGAUUAGUUGAUCUUAUUCUCCCUAUUCUGUGGACCGUCCAGAGUGCCAAGGAAAAGGCAUGUGAGAGUUGGAAGUGUGGGGCCCACUGAAUUUCUAGGCCCCUAACGUGUCAUCCACUAUCAAUGGUGUUCAAGAAAGGCAUCUGGCCUGGGGGAUGGAGGUGAGUUAAAAGAGAGCUUUUUAUGCUGGGCCAUAGUAAAGUGGAGGCAGUCAAGACAGGAGAGAUGGAGACAAGAAGUUUGUCAUCUUCACAACAUGAAGAAAGCGUACCAUACAUUCACAGGGUUGGGGCCCCUCCAAAAGUGAACCUCUUCAAGGAGUUCAAGAACACGGUUAAGGAAACGCUAUUUUCAGAUGAUCCUUUGCGCUCAUUUAAGGAUCAGCCAAGGUCGCGAAAGUUUGUCCUUUUCAUCCAGGCAGUUUUCCCCAUUCUUGAAUGGGGAAGACACUAUAGCUUCGCUAAAUUCAGAGGAGAUCUCAUUUCUGGUCUCACCAUCGCAAGCCUCUGCAUUCCUCAGGACAUUGGGUAUUCCAAGCUGGCAAACUUAGAUCCUCAGUAUGGAUUAUACUCCAGCUUUGUUCCACCAUUGAUUUACGCAUUCAUGGGCAGCUCAAGAGAUAUUGCCAUAGGGCCAGUUGCUGUUGUGUCUCUCUUGCUGGGAACUAUGCUUCGGAAUGAAAUUGAUCCUGUUAAAAACAAAACUGAGUACAUGAGGCUUGCAUUUACUGCCACUUUUUUUGCUGGCAUCACACAAGCAAUCCUUGGAAUUCUCAGAUUGGGGUUUUUAAUCGAUUUCUUGUCUCAUGCUGCUGUUGUUGGUUUUAUGGGUGGUGCGGCCAUCACAAUAGCCCUCCAGCAGCUAAAAGGUUUUCUUGGCAUAAAAAAAUUUACUAAGAAAACUGAUAUUGUCUCUGUAAUGAAGUCUGUAUGGGGCUCAGUCCAUCAUGGAGUAUGCAUUUUCUCUUCCUCGUUAUCAAUCAGCUCCAUUUUUCCUGAGGAUGAAACACUAACCUAUUUGCAUUUAUUUCCCAUUGACUUGCAGUGGAAUUGGCAGACCAUUCUCAUUGGAGCUUCCUUCUUAGCUUUCCUGUUAUUAGCAAAGUAUAUUGGGAAGAAAAACAAGAAAUUCUUUUGGGUACCUGCAAUUGCUCCACUAAUAUCUGUCGUUCUCUCUACGUUCUUUGUCUACAUUACACAUGCAGAAAAGAGAGGAGUUGAGAUUGUAAGACACAUUGAAAAAGGAAUCAAUCCUUCCUCUGUGAAUGAAAUUUACUUUUCUGGAGAAUAUGUUUUGAAAGGAGUGAGGAUCGGUAUUGUAGCUGGCAUGAUUGCAUUAACAGAAGCUGUGGCGAUUGGGCGAACAUUUGCUUCCAUGAAGGACUAUCAAUUGGAUGGAAACAAGGAAAUGGUGGCACUAGGAGCCAUGAACAUUGUUGGCUCAAUGACCUCCUGCUAUGUGGCAACAGGUUCCUUUUCUCGCUCAGCAGUAAACUUCAUGGCCGGUUGCAACACAGCAGUUUCUAACAUUGUCAUGUCCUGUGUUGUAUUUCUAACUUUGGAAUUUAUAACCCCCAUCUUUAAGUACACACCAAACGCAAUCCUUUCUGCCAUCAUUAUCUCUGCAGUCAUCGGCUUAAUAGAUUAUGAAGCAGCGAUCUUGAUCUGGAAAAUAGAUAAAUUUGAUUUUGUUGCUUGUAUGGGGGCAUUUCUAGGUGUGGUUUUUGUCAGUGUUGAGAUUGGUCUUUUAAUCGCGGUUUCAAUAUCCUUUGCUAAGAUUCUCCUACAAGUAACGAGGCCUCGUACAGCCAGUCUUGGUAGGAUUCCUAGGACAAAUGUCUAUAGGAAUAUCCAGCAAUACCCUGAAGCAACUAAGGUUCCGGGUGUAUUGAUUGUUAGGGUUGACUCCGCAAUCUAUUUUUCAAACUCCAACUAUACAAGGGAGAGAAUAUUAAGAUGGCUGGAAGAUGAGGAAGAGCACCUGAAAGCAGCUUCCCUUCCCAGAAUUGAGUUUCUAAUACUUGAGAUGUCGCCUGUUACUGACAUCGACACCAGCGGCAUCCACGCCUUGGAAGAGCUGCACAGUAGCCUACAGAAAAGGAAUGUUCAGCUUGUUCUGGCAAACCCGGGAAGAGUGGUGAUUGACAAGCUUCAUGCAUCCAACUUUACCAACCUCAUUGGCGAGGAAAAAAUCUUCCUAACAGUAGCAGAUGCAGUGCUAACAUGUUCGCCAAAAUUGGCAGAUGUGUAAUGGAAGCAAGGAGACAGAACAGGGUAGUUUAAGACAGAAAAAGAGAGAUAGCAUAAAGGAAUACAAGGUGCAUGCAUAUAUAUGUAGACCAGGACGAAAAGGGCCAUUUGUAUUAGUAUAUUUUGUAGUGCCUGAUGAUAUCCUUAAGAAAGUGACUGAUACCCUUAUCCAAUAAAAAGGCAGGCCACAGUGGCCAUAUAUGAUAAGGUUGAGUAAAGGUGAAAAAAGUAAA
This is a messenger RNA of Ipomoea triloba (trilobed morning glory), 2801 nucleotides long. RefSeq names its product sulfate transporter 1.3-like. The record is from RefSeq and is a predicted model, not a curated record. The transcript has 14 exons. Bases 503 to 2569 code for a protein of 688 amino acids. Gene Ontology annotation, biological process: transmembrane transport. Gene Ontology annotation, molecular function: secondary active sulfate transmembrane transporter activity. NCBI's taxonomy places the organism in Eukaryota, Viridiplantae, Streptophyta, Magnoliopsida, Solanales, Convolvulaceae. Gene Ontology annotation, cellular component: membrane.